CUUACAUAAGUCAUAACAUAUCGUUUGUCUCGAGGUUUCGUGAUCUCGACUUUAUUUAAGUAGAGGACUUAUUCUUGUCGAUCGCAGCUGGAACCAUCCAUACUUGCUUGUCAUGCAAAUGGCUCUACCAUAGAUGACUGUCGUCUGUAAACGCCCUUCAAUGUCCCGAACAGUGCUUGCACCGGAUAACACCGGUCUAUUACCGACUUCCCGAUUUGAGGCUGCGCCAAGUCUUAGCCUUUCUCAGUAGUGAAAGCCUGAAACACCUGAAAAACUCAACUUACACCCCGACUUUCACUAUCCCGACCACUUUCCUUCUGUUUUUCUUGUAGUAAUAAUGCUGGCCACCACUGCCGUUCGUCGUUCCACUGCUGUCUUUCGUAGUACAGCAUCGCUGUCGACGUGGGGUGCCGUGCCCGCCGGUCCACCCGACGCAAUCUUGGGUAUCACGGAGGCCUUCAAGGCCGACAAAGAUCCCCGCAAAAUUAAUCUAGGCGUGGGUGCCUACAGAGACGAAAACGGAAAGCCGUACGUCCUGAAUGUAGUAAAGAAGGCAGAGGAAAGGAUUGCAGCUGCUAAAAUGGACAAGGAAUACCUUCCCAUCACCGGUCUUGCAUCUUUCACCCAGAAUGCGGCGAAGCUUGCCUACGGCGCAGAUAGUGAGCCCUUGAAACAGAACGCGAUCGCUAUUGCACAAUCCAUCUCCGGAACUGGAGCUCUUAGAAUUGGUGGUGCUUUCAUGGCAAGGCAUUACCCCCACAUUAAAGCUAUAUACCUCCCCACCCCGACCUGGGGAAACCACAUACCUCUCUUUAAAGAUUCUGGCCUAGAAGUGCACCGUUAUAGGUAUUUCGACAGCAAGACCGUGGGUUUGGACUUUGCGGGUAUGAAGGAGGACCUCAAGAAUGCACCUGAGGGCGCUAUCGUGUUGCUCCACGCUUGUGCACACAAUCCUACCGGGGUCGACCUCACACAACAGCAGUGGAAGGAACUGUCCGACCUCGUCGCCGAAAAGCAGCUCUUUCCAUUCUUUGACAUGGCUUACCAGGGUUUUGCUUCCGGGUCCACGGAUCGUGAUGCAUUUGCUGUCCGUCAUUUCGUCUCACAAGGUCACCGCAUUGCUCUCUGCCAAUCAUUUGCUAAAAACAUGGGUCUGUAUGGUGAACGGGUGGGCGCGUUCUCGUUGACGACACAGAACGAAGAAGAGAGGAAGCGAGUUGACAGUCAAAUUAAGAUCAUCAUUCGUCCGAUGUUCUCGAAUCCUCCGCUUCACGGUGCCCAUAUUGCCAACACCAUUUUGUCUGACCCGGAACUUUACCAGGAAUGGGAAGGUGAAGUGAAGGGUAUGGCUGGCCGCAUCAUCAACAUGAGAGAAAGGCUGUAUGAUCUUUUGACUCAUGAAUUGAAGACUCCAGGAGAGUGGGGUCACAUCAAGAGCCAGAUUGGCAUGUUCAGCUUUACUGGACUACAGACUGAACAAUGCAAAGCUCUUGCGGAGAAGGCACAUAUUUACAUGACGAUGGACGGACGUAUCUCGAUGGCUGGCUUGAACGGCAGUAACAUCGAGUACUUCGCUCAAAGCAUGAACGCUGCAGUUAGAGGCAACCUGUGAUUUUCCUGGAAUAGAUGCUGAUAAUGUUAUGGCUUUCAUAUUAUUUAUUUCCCUUGGGAGGACUUGCUACUCAGUGAAAUGCAGUAUGCAUCGGGCACCCAGCACCAGCACCCCUCGAAUUUUUGAACGUUGAUGGUGGCGAAUCACUUGAUUGCGUGCCGUGUCUCUGCACG
Molecule: messenger RNA, 1785 nt
Organism: Pisolithus orientalis
Lineage: Eukaryota; Fungi; Basidiomycota; Agaricomycetes; Boletales; Pisolithaceae
Product: pyridoxal phosphate-dependent transferase
Exons: 6
Coding region: 338-1612 (424 amino acids)
Biological process (GO): L-aspartate catabolic process; biosynthetic process
Cellular component (GO): mitochondrion
Molecular function (GO): pyridoxal phosphate binding; L-aspartate:2-oxoglutarate transaminase activity
Source: RefSeq, a predicted model, not a curated record